AUGGAGGUGUUAGCUAUACUUCUUUUGGCUGCUAUUGCCACUGUUAGAACAAACGGCCGAAAACUAAAAAUUCGGCUUCAGGAAGGAAAAAGACACGGUAAGAAUAAAUUGAGUUCAAACAGUUGUUGUUAGAUCCCAGAUUUUUGCAACUUAGCGGAACAGUUGAGCGACUUGAUGGAGAAGACGAUCGUGCAUAUUAUGCCCAUUUAGGCAUAGGGACGCCAAGGCAAGAUGUUCUCGUAAGCUUUGACACCGGAUCUGCGACUCUUUGGACUCCGGCAGCUGGGGCUGUAUUCCCAAACGGAACAAAGUAAUUGUUGUCUCAGAUAAAAACGUACGAAAAUUUUUUUAGAUUCACCUUACCUACCUACAAUCCAUCAAAUUCUUCAACGUCGACCCCGUUAGGCGAGAAGUUUACCAAGCAUUAUGGGUCUGGUGAUGUUAGUGGCGCACUUUAUCGGGACAAAGUAUCUGUAAGUUUAUGCUGCUCUUAUAAAAAAGCGAUUGAAGUAAAAAAGCGAUUGAAGUUUCAUGGGGGAGACGAGGAACUUCCUCUUGUUGACCCAAUUGAUUUUGGUGUCGCCGACGUUUUAAAUGGUCGUUUCAAGACGGGUAUUCUUGGAAUGGCACCAAGAGGUUCAAGACAAGUUGGAAGUAAUCUUUUAGAAGAGCUUAUCAAAGUUUUGGACGAACCAGUUUUCACAACCUUUCUGAAGAAGAGCUACGAUAUUAUUCAGGGAUAUGGUUACUUAACACUAGGAGGACUCGAUGACGAGAAUUGCGCCAAAGAUGCGAUAUAUGUUCCCACAUUGGCCGACGGGAAAUGGGUUGUUGGCGUUGAAAGUGUUAAGUGUGAGUUAAAACUUUUGAAUUAUCGGGUGGCUCCAAAAACUUGCGGCCCGUUAAUCUAACACGUUGUCUAAAUGUCAUCGACAAUAGUCAUUAGCUUUUAGUUACAAGUCAAGGAAAGACAGUCGACCUCACUGUAGGCAAUGGAUUCACGGACUCUGGUAGUUCAGUGAUUAAGGCUCCACAGGACGCUUAUGAAUUGAUGGCAAGAACGUUAAACUUUAAUUCAAAACACAGAACUGUGUAUCUGCCUUGUAACACGUCCUUCUCACUGUCUUUCAAUAUUGGAGGUAAAGAACAUAAAGUUCCUUCCAGCCAAAUUCUGAUCAACAGUCGUACAAAACCAGUUUGCCUACUUGUCUUGCGACCUACCAGCAAGAAAAUGUGGACCCUUGGCCAGCCAUUUUUGCGACAGUUCUGCCUGAUCCAUCGCUUUAAAGACCUGAUUCUUGGAUUUGCUACCGCAAAGUAGCUUCAAGUAUUUACAUAAAGCUUUUUAUUUAUGUUGAUCAGAAAUUACAACAUUUACUCCGAGAACUCCGAAGGGACUGUAGACGCUCGCGGCCGUUCGUCGACCAUUGUAAAUCGUGACGUUACGGCAACAUGUUAUCCCUUCAAAAUGCUGUGAAUUUCGGCGUUCCUGAUGGCCUGACCGCCCUGAUGACCGCAACGCGGAAUAAUCGAGCUUUGAAAACGUGUUAAGCCAGAUGUUUGUCAGAUGCUUAUUAAUGUUGUUUUUAGGAGCCUUUGCGAUCCUACACGCGAAAUUCCAAGUUUCCACUGUAUCUUUAUUUUCAUUUUGAUCGUCCCUCAAACUCCAUGUAAAAAUAACCGCUUUGCGCAAUACACUCUUCAGAUGGCUGCAAAACACACGAAGGAGUUUUUCAUGGAUACUGCGCGUCAAGUGUUUUGCACUGGGUAGCGGAAAUUUGGUAUUGAGUUUUCUUUUUUGGGAAACGUCGGCUUGGACAACAAUUCUUUUGAAGAAACCCAUUAAUAGUAUAAUUUUCUGUGUAUUUCUAGUUGUCUGAUAUUAUAAACGAACUACAGUGAAUUCUAUUUGUCUAGCCGUUCCAAAUAUGAACUUUUUAUUGGUCAUACUCGGCUUGACUCUGCUGGCCAAUCCUUCGCUAAGUUGCCUUGGAGGCACUUGUGGUCUCGGGAUGGGAAUGGGUGGACUGGGAUGCGGAUUGCCAUUCGGAGGUUUCGGCGGGGGCUUUGGCGGCGGCUUUGGUGGCCUGGGUUUAGGAUUCCCUGGCCUAUAUUCUCCAUUUGGACUUGGUGGGUUUGGGGGUUACGGAGGCGGUAAGUGACAUUUCAAGUAUUUCUGAUGGCAUCAAAAUUCUUUGUGUUACGAUAAAGUUCAGAGUUUUCAGGGUUAGGCCUUGGGAUGCCCUUGUGCUGUGGAGGAGUAGGAGGCCUUGGAUACGGUGGACUAGUCGGGAAACGAAGUGUAAAAGAAUCCGAAAUGAAUAUAACAAACACCGCUCCCAGUCGUAUCGUCUUCAAACGAAGGAUACCGUUGGCAAGGCUGCGAACUAUUACGUUUACUACUAAAACUAGGUUAUAA
Messenger RNA from Bursaphelenchus xylophilus (pine wood nematode), 2419 nucleotides. The record is from the annotation of a GenBank genome assembly. Lineage: Eukaryota; Metazoa; Nematoda; Chromadorea; Rhabditida; Aphelenchoididae.